GUUUUUGUAAGAAGCUGACUUCCAGGGGCAAUAAGUUAAUUGUGCAUCAGUGAUGAUAAAAAUAAAAUGAAUAUAGCUGAUAAUUUGGGUGUGUCACCUGCCGAUAUACCACCAGAAUCAUUAAUAAAGGUUAAUGUAAAGGUUCAGUGUCAUGUAUCAAGUAAUGAAACAGUCUGUAUUACAGGAAAUAUAAAAGAAUUAGGUAAAUGGAAAGUAAAAAAUUGUAUUACUAUGAUAGAAGACCCUGAACAGAGUGGAACAUGGAAUGCAACAAUUCUUGUAGCUCCUCAUCGUAAAGUAUAUUUCCGAUAUUUUGUGGCUAUUAUUUUAAAAUCUGAUGAUGGAAGGAAAAUCUUCAUUAGGAACUGGGAAUCUCAUUUACAUCCUCGGAAAUUAAAUAUUGAAAAUAAUGAACUUCAUAUAUUUGGAAUGCAUAAUGAUGGAAAUAUAAAGAUUGAUCAAGGAUGGCUAACAGAGCAAACUGUAUUACAAUUUCAAUUAUAUAAUAAGCCAAUUACUAUAUGGGAAAACCAAUAUAGGAGAAAGCCAAUAUUUUUUCAUUUGAGUGCAUUAGAUAAGUCCACAAGUAGUAUCAAUUUUACACGUCCUCCUGAACUUGACUUGCAAAAUAUAAAUGAAGAAGAACCACCAACUUGGCCAGUUGUAGAAAUUGCGAUAAUGUCAGAUGAAGAUUGUAAAUUUAAAAUGCAAAAUCAAUUUGGACAUGAAUACAAUCCUGAUGAAUUUGUUCUUUUUCGCAUUCAUAUGUUAUAUCCAAGAACAAUAGUCUACAAAAUUGAUUUUUAUUGUCAAACAGAAGAUUAUCCAGAAUAUAUUGGCUUUUGUAUUAUUCUUUCUGAAAGUCUCCAAGGCACUACGGGUUCACAUAUAGUCCCUAUUAAUGGAAAAUCGGAACGACCAAUUGGUCAAUUAACUUUUUCUUAUUUAUUCAUUCAACCACUUCAAAGCUAUCCAUGUGAUUUCAGUAUAACUUAUGCAACACAUUGGAAGCAUGGAUUUACUCAACUAGAUGUCGGUCAUAGAGGAGCUGGAAAAGUUCGUAGGACUGAUACAAGUGACAGUGUAUUAGAAAAUACAGUGGCAUCCUUCAAUUAUGCUGCAAAACAUGGUGCAGACAUGGUAGAAUUAGAUGUCCAACUGACAAAAGAUAAAGUCCCAAUUGUAUAUCAUGAUUACUAUAUUUGUCUCUCUCCAAAAAGUAAAAAGGAAUCAAGUACAACAGAACUACUAGAAGUGGCUGUUAAAGACUUGACAGAAAAGCAGCUAAAACAGCUAAAGCUCAAUCCAGCUACAGGGGAUACAAAUUUAUUUAGAGAUGAUGAUUAUGAAGAUAAUCAGCCAUUUCCAACAUUAGAAUAUUGUCUGAAAGCUGUUGUGCCUGAAGCUAGCUUUAAUAUUGAAAUAAAAAGUCCAAUGCAAUUAAGGGAUGGCACUUGGGAGCUUGAUCAGCGAUUUGAACUUAAUGACUACUUAGAUAAAAUAUUAACUAUUAUUUUAAAAUAUGCUGGUACACGAUACAUAAUAUUAUCUUGUUUUGAUCCUGAUAUUUGCAGUAUGAUUCGAAUGAAACAAAAUAAGUACCCCUUAUUGUUUUUAACUCAAGGUGUUACAGAAAAAUAUCCUGCUUAUUUAGAUUUAAGGACAUCAUCUGUUCCUAUGGCUGCAUUUUUUGCACUUAGCAUUGGAAUCCUGGGUAUAGAUGUUCAUGCAGAAGAAAUUCUAAAGAAUAGAUCAUUAAUAAGUUUUGUGAAAAGUAAAAAUCUUGUUCUAUUUAUUUGGGGAGAUGAUGUAAAUUGCUCACAUCUUAUUAACAACCUAAAAGAAGAGGGUGUUGAUGGUAUAAUAUAUGAUAAAGUUGAUGAAUUAUCUUCAAAAGUAAAGAAAGCCGUUUACGUCAUCGACCCAACCUUCCAGUCAUCAAUUUUAAAUGACGUAGAACUGGCUGAAGUUCCAGGUGCAGAUUAAAGUAAUUGUCAAAACCUUUUUCAGAUAUUUGUGAACUAAUGUACAUAUUAAUACAACUAAAACACAUUUUGAUGAAAAUGUAAAUUCUGACUAUUUCAUCUUCAUCCAAAAAGAUAACAUUCUUUAUAAAUCCUUUUGUAACUAAAUUUAAUAUAUUUUUCUGUGAUGGAGUUCAAAUGUAAAGAUUCAGCCUCUAAAUUAUGUAGUUAACUAAGAAAAUCCCCCAAUUUUAAAAUGGGAGUGUGUAAAGCCAGGAUAGUUGAGUUAGUUGAAAAAAUAAGUUUAUUGUAAAUAAAACUUUCUUGACAGA
Molecule: messenger RNA, 2296 nt
Organism: Centruroides sculpturatus (bark scorpion)
Lineage: Eukaryota; Metazoa; Arthropoda; Arachnida; Scorpiones; Buthidae
Product: glycerophosphocholine phosphodiesterase GPCPD1-like
Exons: 17
Coding region: 67-1986 (639 amino acids)
Biological process (GO): glycerophospholipid catabolic process
Molecular function (GO): starch binding; glycerophosphocholine phosphodiesterase activity
Source: RefSeq, a predicted model, not a curated record